UUGAACAUGCGUAUGUGAAUGUCAUUUUAAAACAAAACUGUUUAUGGUGAACCAUUCCUUGAAAAUAAGACACUUGGUGGCAAACCAAUUACACAGUGGGUUUUUUGUACCUGGCUUGAGGAAUUCGCAGCUCAUUAUUGACAUUCUCAGAAAUCAGCUGCUUGUGAGGGGCGCACAAACAAAAUCCCAUCAUGCACUGUGACGCUAAAAGAGCUGCAUUGAUCUGCAGAGCAGUUCCCCCAACAUCCGAACUGUCAUUGAUUCCCCACAAUGCACCAUAAAACUCAUGGAGACGAGGGCUCUUGCUCUAGAUCCGCUGAGGUUGUAUCCGGGGUCUGGUCCAGUGCUUUGGGCUGGCCUGGAGUCGAUCCGCUGCGGUGGAGCCGGCUGCUGAUUGGGGCCCUGGGGCCGUGGGCAGCUCGAUGCAGUGAAGGGCGAAGCGUCCCUGGAUAUCGUGCUAUAAAAGCCUGAGCUGGUCCUGAGCGGGGAAAGGGAAUGAGGAGCUGGCUUCGACAAGGCAAGAAGUUUAGAUUGUUUCAUCAUCAAAGAGGCGUUCCAGAGUGUACAGCAGCCCCAGUGGUCAUGGAGGACAGUGACCGCGAGGCCGACUCGGCGUCAGAUGAGCAGGACUCUAUGCCAGCGUCGCCUGAGCCCAGGCUGCAUGAGGUGGACAAGCACUUCCCUAAGGAAGACUCGGAGGACUCGGAGCUGGAGCACAUCAUGGGACAUCACCCGCUGGCCCACCACGGGCCCCAUAGGGCCGAUAGUGAGGGCGAGGGUCACAGCAGACCCCACACCCCGGGGACGCCCUCCUUCCUGAGGCCCGCGGCCGCGCCCAGGGGCCCCGGAGACACAGAGCACGAGUCCAGAUGCGGGGCUCAGCGGGGCCGAGUGGACUUUAGCCUGCCGUCUCCCAUCAGCCCAUCCAGGCCUAAGAGCCCCUGGGGCCGCUAUGACCCCUAUGACUCGACUGAGGACCAUGACAAGGAGUAUGUGGGAUUUGCGACUUUGCCAAACCAGGUUCACCGCAAAUCUGUGAAGAAGGGCUUUGACUUCACUUUAAUGGUAGCAGGAGAGUCAGGUUUGGGAAAGUCCACCCUGGUCAACAGUCUGUUCCUGACAGAUCUCUACAAAGACAGAAAUCUGCUCAAUGCUGAAGAGAGGAUCACUCAGACGGUGGAGAUCACCAAACACACGGUGGACAUCGAGGAGAAGGGCGUCAAGCUGAAGCUCACUAUCGUGGACACACCAGGAUUCGGGGACGCUGUCAAUAACACUGAAUGCUGGAAGUCGGUGGCAGACUACAUCGACCAGCAGUUUGAGCAGUACUUCAGAGACGAGAGCGGACUGAACCGCAAGAACAUCCAGGAUAACCGUGUGCACUGCUGCCUGUACUUCAUCUCGCCCUUCGGUCACGGGUUACGGCCUCUGGAUGUGGAGUUUAUGAAGGCUCUUCAUGAGAAGGUCAACAUUGUUCCUGUACUAGCUAAAGCCGACACGCUCACCCCAGCGGAGGUCAAGAAAAAGAAAAUCAAGAUCCGAGAGGAGAUCGAGCAGUACGGAAUAAAGAUCUACCAGUUUCCAGACUGUGAUUCAGACGAGGAUGAGGACUUCAAACAGCAAGACCAAGAGCUCAAGGACAGCAUUCCCUUCGCUGUGAUCGGCAGUAACACAGUAGUGGAAGCCAAAGGCAAGAGGGUUCGAGGACGUCUGUACCCCUGGGGAAUUGUAGAAGUGGAGAACCCCGCGCACUGUGACUUCGUGAAGCUGAGGAACAUGUUGGUCCGAACACACAUGCAGGAUCUGAAGGACGUGACCCGGGAAACACACUACGAGAACUACAGAGCGCACUGCAUCCAGAGCAUGACCCGCAUGGUGGUGAAAGAGCGCAACCGCAAUUGAGGCGGAUGCAGGAGAUGCUGCAGAAGAUCCAGGAGCAGAUGCACACG
Messenger RNA from Sinocyclocheilus rhinocerous, 1949 nucleotides. Its product is annotated as septin-5-like. Lineage: Eukaryota; Metazoa; Chordata; Actinopteri; Cypriniformes; Cyprinidae. The record is from RefSeq and is a predicted model, not a curated record. Bases 496 to 1902 code for a protein of 468 amino acids. Gene Ontology annotation, molecular function: GTP binding. The transcript has 12 exons.